Messenger RNA from Owenia fusiformis, 1865 nucleotides. The record is from the annotation of a GenBank genome assembly. Lineage: Eukaryota; Metazoa; Annelida; Polychaeta; Sabellida; Oweniidae.
AUUUAUGUGUACACAAUCGAAAUUUCUAUUGCAGCAUGAAUAAUGAAAAUCAAACAGAAAGCAAUAUGGGUGAAAAGAAGGAUCUGCAAGAUGAGCAUGAAGCUAUUCAUCAAGAUGAAGAUUCCGAUUCAUUAUUAAGUGAUGAAUCUGAUGAGGUCUCAGAUGAGCAGGAAGAACUGUCAAAUCCCAGAGUGUUGAUGCGAGAAUCCAAUCCUGAGCUUCCUGAGACUGUUUCUGUCCUUGAAACACCAGAUGGAGGAAAGGUUUACCUGGUGGGAACAGCUCAUUUUAGUGAGAGCAGUCAGGAAGAUGUUGCUAAGGUGAUAAAGGCUACUCAGCCUGAUGUGGUCAUGGUAGAACUAUGUAGUAGUAGGGUAAACAUACUCAGAAUGGAUGAGGAAACAUUACUCAAGGAGGCAAAAGACAUCAACAUGGAGAAAAUUAAAGCAGCAAUACAACAAAGUGGCGUCCUGCAGGGGAUCAUGCAUCUCUUACUGCUGAGUAUGUCUGCCCAUCUAACCAAAGAGCUUGGCAUGGCACCAGGUGGGGAGUUUAGACGAGCAUUUAAAGAGGCUCAGCAGGUUCCAGGCUGUCGAGUGCACCUUGGUGAUCGACCAAUCAACAUAACUCUGCGUCGUGCUCUUGGAGCACUCUCAUUAUGGCAGAAAGUGAAGCUAGCCUGGUAUAUGCUCACAUCAAAAGAUCCAAUUAGCAAAGAAGAAGUUGAGAAAUGUAAGAACAAAGAUAUGCUUGAGGAAAUGCUGAAGGAGAUGACAGGAGAGUUUCCGUUGCUAAGUAAGGUGUUUGUGACGGAGAGAGAUAUGUUCUUAACCCAUUCACUCAGGGCAGCAGCACACCCUCUCAUCUCAACAGAAACUGAGUCAGGAUACAUUCCAGCAGUGGUAGUUGGAGUUGUAGGUAUAGGGCAUGCCCCGGGCAUAAAGGAGCAUUGGAAUUCUCAUAUUGAUCUACAUAGCUUACUCAGUGUUCCAGAAACCACACUUCUGAGUAAGAUGUGCGUUUGGACUGUAAAAGCAAGUAUUCUAGGUGCCUUAGCUUAUGGCUCAUAUAAAAUGGGAAAAUGGACAUACUUGACUAUAGUCCCAUCUUUAGGAUUUUGAUUGCUAUUGCUGUACAUAAUAGAAAUGGGACUAAUCGUACCUCAAGAAAGAUGACACUUUAGAUUUUACUCUUAUGACAUUUUAGCAGAGUCAUUUAUUACAACCUAUUUAUGUGAUGCUCAUUAAAGAAAGGCUUCAUUAACUAAUAGGGCAUAUUAGCUAGGGUUUCAAGGCCCUAACCAGGACCUGUAGCUUAAUGUUUAAGGCCUUAAAUGGGACAUUUAGCUAGAUGUUUAAGGCCUGAAAUCUGACCUAUAGCUAAACGUUUAAGGCCUGAAACUUACAAAUCCUUAAACAGGACCUGUAGCUAUAUGUUUAAGGCCUUAGACUAGACAGAACCUAAAGCUAGAUUCUUAAGGCCUCAAACCUGACCUAUAGCUAGAGGUCCAAUACAUUAAAAAGAACAUACAUGACAUGUAUAGCUGGAUAUUCAAGGCCUUAAUAAGGACCUUUAGCUUGUGAUUCAAGGCCGUGGCUCAUGAGAUCUGAGAACAAAAGAUAUUAAUAUAUUUUAGGAAUUAAAUUUUUUAAUCAAAGUGCUUUACACAAUGAUUCAAUACAUGAUCUGAUACAGUCUAUGUUGAAAAAUGACUGUUCACUGAUGCAUUUUUCAAACAGAGGUCAUUAUUAUAGUUUUGAUUAUUAUCCCACCAAACAAAGUUUAGGAGGGAUAUUGAGCCCUGAAUUCAAAAUUCAAAGGCAGAAUAAGAUCUAUAGGGAGUGAUAAAAUUGCAAGCAAUAUGU